AUGCAAUUCUUUUUGAAAAAUGCUCCACCGACGGAAACUACAUAUGAAGAGUUAAAAACACUUGUUGGAGAAUACCUGUCUUGCAUUAUAGACAAGGCUGCAGACUCAUUGAGACAGACGUCGCCUAGCAACACAAAAUCUAUCAAAGAGAAAUCAGCAUACGACGGCGUGUCUUUGUCGUCAAGUAUUAUAAGCCAAAUUGCUGACAUAGCUGUGACCGAGAGUUUGUCAAAUGUAGUGCUAGAAGACGACGUCAACCACUCUGCCUUUCAUGAUGCUAGACCUAAAACUAUCAAAGAAUUUAUGGAGGUCUUCGGUAUUGUUGAUGACGUUGCAGGUGACGGUCUACCAACAGUUAGUAUGUAAGAGACCAAGAUGGGACUGCAAGCCGAUUAUAUUUUAGUUAUAUUUAUCUGUUACUAUAAUUUACUGCAUAUCGAACACUGAAUCAUGAUUUUCAAACAUAAUUAUGAGGUUCUGAAUUUUAUUUCUUAU
Messenger RNA from Mercenaria mercenaria, 495 nucleotides. RefSeq lists its product as uncharacterized. Lineage: Eukaryota; Metazoa; Mollusca; Bivalvia; Venerida; Veneridae. The coding region runs from base 1 to 366 and encodes 121 amino acids. The transcript has 5 exons. The record is from RefSeq and is a predicted model, not a curated record.